Cladophialophora carrionii CBS 160.54 is the source of this 1881-nucleotide messenger RNA. RefSeq lists its product as uncharacterized. NCBI's taxonomy places the organism in Eukaryota, Fungi, Ascomycota, Eurotiomycetes, Chaetothyriales, Herpotrichiellaceae. Gene Ontology annotation, molecular function: arylsulfatase activity. The coding region runs from base 1 to 1881 and encodes 626 amino acids. The transcript has 7 exons. The record is from RefSeq and is a predicted model, not a curated record.
AUGAACGAUGUUCCGAAUGGGACACACAAGCGUCCCAACUUUCUCUUCAUUCUCGCCGAUGACCUUGGUUUCUCGGAUUUAGGGUGCUAUGGCGCCGAAAUUCAGACCCCCAACAUCGACCGCUUAGCCGCUGAGGGCGUUCGAAUGCUCAAUGUCCAUACCGCCGCGGCUUGUUCUCCCACGCGCGCGAUGCUGCUCAGCGGGACUGACGCGCAUCUCGGUGGACUGGGCGUCCUGAUAGAGUACAAGAGCAGCGAGCAAGGGUCAAAGCGUUGGUCGGGUAAAGCAGGGUAUGAAGGGUAUCUGAAUGAUCAAGUGGCAACUCUGCCCGAGAUUCUGGGAGACCAUGGAUACUUCACGGCGAUGUCUGGCAAGUGGCACCUCGGUCUCCGCGCGAGUCAGGGGCCGUGGCAACGCGGGUUUCAGAAGGCAUUUGCCAUGCUCCCAGGUUGCUGCAAUCACUACGGUUGGGAGCCAGUGCAAGAGCAGUUUCCGGUCGGCGGUCGGCCAAUUCACGCUGAAAUGGGACACAAGGUUGACAUAUUGCCCAAUAAGACUGAAGAUCCCGACGGGUUCUACUCGACGGACCAGUACACCAAUCGCCUGAUCAAAUACCUCGAGGAGCGGUCCGAGGACGACCAGUCGAAGCCCUUCUUUGCCUUUCUGCCGUAUACCGCACCGCACUGGCCCUUGCAAUGCUCAAGGGCGCAACGCGACAAAUACAAGGGCCUGUACGACGACGGUCCGUACGCACUUCGUGAGCGCCGGCUGAACAAGCUCGUGGAGUUGGGCAUCAUCGACCAAUCCGUCGUCCCGCACAAGGUCGAAACGACCACCCAGGGAGUGGGAGAGUGGGACGAUCUCACGCCCGAGGAAAAGAAAUUGUCGAGCCGUGCAAUGGAGGCAUACGCGGGCAUGGUGGACUCGAUCGACGUCAAUGUUGGCAAGGUCGUGGAUUACCUGCGUAAGACAGGGGAGUAUGACAACACGUUUAUCGUGUUUAUGAGUGACAAUGGAGCAGAGGGAGCUGCCCUGGAAGCGGUCCCGGUCAUGGGAGAAAACAUCAAGCGGGCGAUCCAUCAAUACUAUGACAACUCAUACGACAAUAUCGGCUCUUGGAAUUCCUUCACCUGGCUCGGCCCUCUUUGGGCUCAAGCAUCGACCGCCCCCUCGAGGCUGUUCAAAUGCUUCCCCUCGCAAGGCGGCAUUCUCGUACCCUGCGUCAUCAAACCGCCGGCCCAGACCUUCCUUCCCUCGUUCCCUCCCGGCUCGUUCAGCCGCUCAUUUGCAACAGUCAUGGACUUCGCCCCGACCUUCCUCGAGCUUGCCGGCGUUUCUCUUCCUGCUCCUUCAGAUAAAGAAAGCGCCCUUCCGUUGGGAAAGGGCGCAACGACGCGCAAGAUGACCACAUUCCGAGGAAAAGACGUUCACGCGAUGCGCGGAUCCUCGUUGGCACCUCUCUUCCUCCGCGGGAAACCAGUGGAGAAGGACAACGACUUAUGGGCCAUCCACUCCUCCUCCGAGCCGAUCGGCUGGGAGCUUUUCGCUCGCGGAGCCUUGCGCAAAGGCGACUGGAAGAUUCUCCACUUCUCCAAGGCUCGUGGCGGCGCUGGGGAAGGUGAUGAAGGGUGGGAGUUGUUCAACGUUGCUCAAGACCCCGGCGAAACAAAGGACUUGGCGGCAUCCGAGCCGGAAAAGCUACGAGAGCUGCUGGCAUGCUGGGAUGAAUAUGUGGUCGAGUGUGGGAUUGUGUGGGGCGAGACGGCUCAGGCUCCUGGACGGGGAAAGGACCAAGCACCCGAGCUGUGGGAAGACGAGCUGGAACUGCAAAAGUCUUGGAUGGGUGCAAGAGGGGGGGACUGCCCGGUAUCGUGCCGAUAG